Molecule: messenger RNA, 1083 nt
Organism: Aspergillus fijiensis CBS 313.89
Lineage: Eukaryota; Fungi; Ascomycota; Eurotiomycetes; Eurotiales; Aspergillaceae
Exons: 2
Source: RefSeq, a predicted model, not a curated record
UUGACGUACGGGGACCUGGCUGCCCUGGCUCGUGUCUCGCGAGAGCUCAAUGAUCUUGUUAAUCCUUACCUCUACCACACGGUUCGCUUCCAUAGCCCCGGGCACGUCGAUGCCCACGACAAACUUCUGAUGAAGCUGGACACGCUUGCCCACCCCGAAUUUGACAAGAUGGGGCUCAUCAAGCGCGUGAUCGUGUCCGGGACCUGUUGGGAUAUGCAGGUCUCCCUCACCCAGUAUUUGGUCUCGAAUGUCGUCCUGCGGCCGAUGCUCCGGAAUCUCCAGCUGCGCAUGGGCACCGACUGCACCCCCAAGCCCUUCUUCCGACCCCCGCUGAACAUGAAGCUCUCGAUGAGCCUGACGGUGCUUUCCCUCGUGCAGGUGGACGACGUGGAAGUGAUGAGAUCGGUGGGAGCGGCGGUGUCGAGCGCGACGAACCUGCGGGAGCUCACGAUCUGGGCGGAUAAUAAUUCCGGGAUCAGCGUCAGCACCCUAUUCGAGAGCUGGCCCACUCAUCUGGCCUCGCAAUUCCACCUGCUGGACCUGCGCGGCUUCGCGGCCCUAGGGGUCACGCCCGCCGACUUCUGGGCCAUGCUGCGACCAUCCAAACUCACCACCAUCACCCUGGACUUUCUCGACCCGGACUCGCUCGCCACCAUCGUCCGGAACUUCUGGGACGCCGGGCUCGAGGCGGACUUCCGCCCUGUGCGGCUUACCACCAAUCUCCUCGACAACUCGAUCGAUGAAUUCCUGCGCGCCUUUAGUGGGCUGGAGGUCUUUCAUGGCACCCCGAUCCGCGGCCAAACGUCUAGUCAGCUGGUGGCCUGUGAGUCGUUCUUGGAGGUGCUGGAGACGCAGCAUGGUGCCACCUUGAAGGUGCUGGGUCUAAGCCUGCCGUGCCACGAGGACCGACCCUGCUCCUGCGCAGAGUUGCUGACCCUGAUUGCAUCGAGGUUUCCGCAAUUGGAAGAGCUUCGGAUUCGACAAGAUAAGGUCGACGUUGUCAGAAAAUCUCUCUUUUCUUGCUCUUUUCUUGCUCUUUGCCCUUUGCCCUUUGCCCUUUGCCCUUUGCCCUUUGCCCUUUGA